GGGAGAGACCGGGAGCGGCACCGGGAGCGGCACCGGUGGGCCUGGAAGGCGAGCGGUAGGCGUGGAGUCUCCCCGGGAGCAGUCGCCCCGGGAGGCUGCGAAGCUGCUUGGAAGGCUGGAGCUGCUGUGCUCUAGGACAGGGUGAGAGAGCUGGGGGUGUUCAGUCUGGAGAAGGCUCCAGGGAGACCUUAGAGCCGCUUGCAGUGCCUACAGGGGCUCCAGGAGAGUCGGAGAGGGACUUUGGAAAAGGGCCUGGAGUGGCAGGACAAGGGGGAAUGGCUUCAAGCUGCCGAAGAACAGGGGUAGAUGGGAUGUUGGAAGGGAAUUCUUCCCUGUGCGGGUGCUGAGGUCCUGGCACAGGUUGCCCACAGAAGCUGUGGCUGCCCCAUCCCUGGCAGUGUCCAAGGGCAGGCUGGACAGGGCUUGGAGCAAGCUGGGAUAGUGCAAGGUGUCCUUGCCCAUGGCAGGAGGUUGGAAGACGGUCUAUCUUUAAGGACCUUUCUAGCCCAAACUGCUCUGGGAUUCUGGGAUUCAAGGAAGGCCCUUUUCCAAGUGAAGUGUUGUAUCUCCUCCUGGCUCCCAGCUUGCAGUCGGCAGUUCUUCUGGAAGCAGGCCCGGCCAGUCAGUGAGCCAUGUGUUCUCAAUAGGACAAGUGGGACAUGUUUACGGAGAGGAAGGCUGCAAGCAGACCUUCAAGGCCCAGUAGGUGUGAAGGAAUUCUAAUUGUUAAGAUGAUGGUUCUUUGAAGGCUCACUUAGCCCACCUUUUGGAUGAAGGAAAGAAGACAAGGUCCUCUAAGAAGAGUAGAAAGUGCACUUUAAAUAUGCCAUGCCAUUACCGUGUAAUCAGCAGAGAUGUGUUGGUAAAGCACUCAUCAGUGACUUCACAAAAAAGCCACAGUCAGACAGACAACCUACAACUUUUCCAGAGGUAUGGGGAAAUGUAGAUGCCAGUUCAGCUGAGGAAGUCAGAGGCUUGCCUGAUGUAGUUGUUGCUGAGGAGGCAGGCAGCAGUCCGUGGAAGCACCUGGCAGAGAGGCGGCGAAAGCGCCACCAUCGAGCAGUGAUGGAGAUGCAGCAGGAGCUGGACUGCAUUGGCAGGGAGAUGGAAGCCUCUGUUUUGAAGCUUCAGGAAUUCCUUCAGCUAGAAGUGAUGAAAUCAGAUGAAAAAAGUGAACUUCUGUUUGAAAAGAUUGCGUCUGACGUGGCUUUGGAAGGUUUCUCGUUUGAAUGUUUGGAAGAACUGUGGAACAUGAUCCACCAGGAAUCCUCAAACAGAAAGAAGUGGAUCAGGGCAGUGGACGAAUCCCUAAAGGAGAUCGAAAGGAGUCGAGCCAUUAAAAUAGCAGACAUACUGACCAAGUAUGCCGUGAAACUGGAGGAAAUUGCCUUCUUGUUGGCAGCUGAUGUUCACAGGCUCAUUGACAAUAAGGCCAUGAAUAUAAACAGAGCACUGCUGGGUAAUGAGAGGGCAACUGCCAAGCUGCUUUUUAAUCUAAUGAAAUCAGAGCUUGAGAAAGACAAAUUGCAUCAGCUGAAAUGGCAAGAGAGAGUCAAGGACUGGAAGCUCAUCCAAAAAAACUGUAUAGUUCAGAGUUUCAGAGAAUUUAUGGCAAGUGAAGAAAUACAGAAUCCCCCAACUGUGAAAACAGAAAUGGAAAAUAUGAUAAAGGAGCAGAUUGUACUUAGUGAACAGAGACUGAGGGUUCUGCAGCACGUUGGCUCCUUGUUGCCUCCAAUACACACAAAAUCUGACAUAAAUGAGUGGUACAGAACUUUGGAGAAUUUAAACAAAAGUAUAGACACCCAUAAUGUGGAGUGUGUGGAGAAAAUUCGCAUCCAGUGUGAGCUGGUGCAGGGCCAAUGUCAGGAAAAAGCGCAGGUCUGCAAGAUGACCCUGUUGGAUAUGAACAUUUGCACAGUAGAAGAUGUUGAAGUUGUGCAUUCCAACAUGCUUCAGAUGACUGAGAAACUAAAACACAGGUUUGAGGAAGAACUGGAGCAGAUGGAUAGUGAUGUUAAGGAGCUGGCUCAAUGGCAUGAGGAGCACUGUCAGGGCUUGUCCAGCUGUGUUCAGGAGGCCAUGGGUGUCUGGGAUCUCCAUCAGCUCCAAGUGUCCCAGCUGCAAGAUGCACUCCAGAAGAAAGUGGAUGAAUGCAGAUGGGAAAAGGAUAACAAAAUACAGAUGAUGAAAGAUGAUCUGGGUACAAUUUUGCAAAAAAUGAAAAUGGCAAGCAGUGAAGAAGAGCUGAAGAAAUAUUUGGAGAACGCCCUUUCUUCUUUAGAUAAAAUUAGAGCUAGGAGUGAAACACUCAACAAAAUUGUAAUGGAUGAAGUAAUGGCUUACCCAAAAGCUAUUUUGUGGGAACUGAUUUCUUAUAGUAUGUCCAUCAGCCAGCAUUUUAGUGUGAAGGAAAUCUUCAAACAGUCAGUGUCCAAGAGCAGCGAGGCAGAAAGUGCUGAAAUUGCCACGGGGGAUUCUUCCACUGCUAGUGGGAACACUUACACUGCUCUUGAAGCUGAAGAGGCAGAAAAGACUGACGUCACAGAGAGUUAUUUUACAAAAUAUGAAAAAGAAGAACCACUUCCUAUGUACCUGAAAUACGCACUUCUCACAGAAGCCACGUUUGUCAACCUGAAAGAAAGGAUUCACCUCUGCUUCUCUGAACACUUGGAGGAAUGGUUUGCAGAAUGCUGGUCCAGCUCCUGUGUCUUUGUAGCUGCCAAGAAAGAGGAGCUGAAUUCAAUACUUCUGCUGCAUCUUAAGAUGCAUCAGCAGAAGCAGAAGGAGAUACAGACAAAUAUCUACAAUGCUCGAGCCGCGGACCUGUCUCUUCACAAAGAGCAUCUUGAGUGCCACCGUGCAGCGCUGGCGGAGGGCCUGAAACAGGAGGAGGCUGCAUUCCUCAAAUUUUCGGACCAGCUAAAUAACCUCAGCACCAGCUUUGCUUCCCGAGUCUGUGACCUGGAGUACGACUUGCUGCACGCUCCCGUGACUGAGCAGUCAGCUUCUUCCAGCCACAAUCUGCAGUCAGAGCUCCACAACCAUCUGGAAUCCAUCAGGGUUACUGUGCAAAGUUACCAGCAGCACUUGGAGGAAGCUUUAGGAAAACUAAGGGAUUUGAAUGUGGCUUUUCUCAAAAGUUGCAGAUUAUUUUCAGAGGGUGGUGACUUUUCUUCUGAGGAGGUAAAGUUUUUCAACGAGUGUCUUCAGAAAGAAAGUAAGCAAAUUGACUCCUUUAACAGUUCAGUUGAGACAGAUGUGACGAAAAUCAAAUCGAGCUGCUUGGAGCAGGCUACUGAGCUUUUCAAGCAGUCUGAAAAAAAGUUUGCUUCUCUCUCUCGGAGUCGAGCCUUUAUGGAGAAGGUCCAUCAAUCUCUGAGAAAGCUACGACACCAAAUCAAAUCAGAGGUGGCGAAUUCCAAUUUGCAGUCAGUCACAUUAAAGUCUUACUUGGAAAAGCUCCAGAGGAAGAGAGAUGCUUAUGUUCAUUCUACUGCAGAGAAAGAAGUGACUUCUAACCAGCAUGAAAUGGCUUUGACUUCUGAAGAGUUGUAUGAUUUUGCCAGAGAGGUGUUGAAAGAGCUUGAAAAGAGGAGCAAGUAUCUUGACUGCAUCUUAGUAAAAGAAAAGAUCCCAAAUGCCACUAAGGACUUCACCACUCCUGGCACAGAUGGGACAUUGCAGGAGGACUUGACCACUCCUGACACACAUGGGAGGUUACAAGCUCCUGCUCUUCCAAAACAGAGUCUCAGAGCUGAGAGCAAAAGGACUGUGAUGGGACUAGAUCCUGACAAAUUCCCUUUGUUAAAUCCAAGCGGGACGGAUAAAUCAAUAUUUGAUGAUUUGGCAUUAAAUGUUAUCAAAAAUUUAGCUGGAUUUGACCCACCAAAAAAAUCCCAAGACCUAAAUCGGAAGAAAAAUGAUCCAGCAGGUCUUCGCCCAGGAAAGAAGAAGCUCUCUGAUGCACAUUCUCAGAAGUCAGGCAAGAGGUCAUCUCGGGAUGAAACAAAGCGGAAAAAAAGUGAAAAACCCAGAAAAUCUCUUACCAAGGAUGAGAGAUCCCAGAUAUUUGGAAAGAAGCCUGCAAACUCUGAUACUUUUAAGGGGAUUAUUAUGAAUAUUCUCUGGAAGAGUAACAACACCUUGCUCUGCCUUGGUGAGGAGUUCUAUGGAGAAAAGAAGAAUCCUCAGUUAGUAACGCCUGAAGAUCUGCCAGCCACCUUUGAACACUGGGCAGAAAUGCUCAGACUGAAACUACUGUCCUACCAAAGGCAGACAGAUGAUUACUACAAUCUCUGUCUUAGAGAAUUUCAGGAUCAGCUGAAGUGGUUUGAGGAGGAGCUGUCUUCUGUUUCCCAACUGGUCGUGGAAAGUCUUUUAAAAGUGCAUGAGCAGAGACUGAGCUCUUCCACUGGUCAUGUUCAGCAUCUCUUCAGCAGACAGCUGAAGGAGUGGGAGGAUGUGAAGACUGUGCACUGGAGGAAAUUACAUUACUCCCUAGGCCACCCAAAUAACUCCCUUCAGCUGGAGGCUUUGUGCCAAGAGGAAAUAAAAAGGCAAAAAGAUCAAACUGAUGGUGUUCACCUCAACACAAAGAUGCUGCAGGAUUGUGCUGCUGAGUGUGCUCAGAGCUUUUUUUCUGCACUGGCUGCCCUGGCUGAAAAGCUCCUCUUGGAACUAGAUGAAACCAUCACUGUUGAUGAUGUAAAAGUAGCAGAAACUGAAAUGCCCACAGAGAAGAUGUCAACUUCAAUGCAUCAUAAACAAGCUGCAGUUCCUCUGGGAGCCCCCAAAGUUCCACAGUUACUCAAACGAGGAAGCAGGAGUUGGCCAGGAAUACCUGAGACAACUCUUCCUGACACUCCAGACUAUACUCUUUGCAGAGGAACUGCAUCAGUUUCAACAGCUAAGACUACCCUGGCCCAUCUGGCAGUGGUGGAUGCAAGACAAGCUGCAUAUCAGAAAUACAAAAGUAAAGUUGAACAGAUGUUUGCCCAGAUCAAGGAAGAAAGUGCAGCUCAGCUGCUGGCAAUUCAGCGUUGGAAUGACUGGUGGGAGGAAUCUAUCCGGAAGAUAAAGCGACUCUACAUCUGAGAUUAGAUUUUGCUGAGCUUUGUUUGUGUAAAUGGGCAAGUUUGUAUGAAUGUCACUGAUAUUCUUCUUCUAUCUUACUAAUCUGUUGCAUUAAAAGAAGCUACUUUUUGCCUUUUGGUUUGUUUUGCCA
Molecule: messenger RNA, 5227 nt
Organism: Prinia subflava (tawny-flanked prinia)
Lineage: Eukaryota; Metazoa; Chordata; Aves; Passeriformes; Cisticolidae
Gene: CCDC180
Product: coiled-coil domain containing 180
Exons: 35
Coding region: 829-5097 (1422 amino acids)
Source: RefSeq, a predicted model, not a curated record